UCACAGCGUACAAUUCAGCACUAAAUAAUUCUACGCCGCGCGCUUUCGACUGCUCUCACGCACUCUUCGGCUCCUUUCUAUAUUCACAUCUCUAAAAUACGAAGCAUAACCGACUCUUGUGCCAAUCGUUGAAGCGGCAUCUGAAAUCAUCCUGAACUGCUUAGAUCUAGCCUGUUUGCAUAGAUUUCGUCUACAUAAUGUUUCUCACCAGAAGCGAAUACGAUCGGGGUGUCAGCACAUUCUCGCCUGAAGGUCGCCUAUUCCAGGUCGAAUAUGCCAUUGAAGCCAUCAAACUCGGAUCAACCGCGAUCGGUGUUGCGACGGCUGAGGGUGUUAUCUUGGGUGUGGAGAAGCGCGCCACGUCAGUGCUGCUAGAAUCAUCAUCGAUCGAGAAGAUAGUGGAGAUUGAUAGACACAUUGGUGCUGCCAUGAGCGGCCUGACUGCCGAUGCCCGGACGAUGAUUGACCACGCCCGCGUUGAGUCGCAGAAUCAUCGUCUGACCUUUGACGAAUCCAUGAAGGUCGAAUCCGUCACCCAGUCCGUGUGCGAUCUCGCUCUCAGAUUCGGAGAAGGAGCUGAUGGAGAGGAGAGCGUGAUGUCUCGUCCAUUUGGCGUUGCGCUGUUAAUAGCCGGUGUGGAUGAGAACGGCCCUCAGUUAUAUCAUGCCGAUCCUUCGGGAACUUUUUAUAGAUACGAUGCAAAGGCCAUCGGCAGCGGAAGCGAGGGUGCGCAAGCAGAACUGCAAAACGAAUAUCACAGCUCUCUCACGCUGGCAGAGGCCGAGCAGUUGGUUCUGAAGACACUGAAGCAGGUUAUGGAGGAGAAGCUGGAUGCCAAGAACGUCCAGCUUUCUAGCGUGACUCCUGAGCAAGGCUUCAGAAUAUAUUCUGAUGAUGAGAUGAAGGCGGUUGUCGAGCGACUGGAGGGUAGCGAGGUUCCUCUCGUUUAGGGUGCUAACAUGCAUUUUCUUGUAAAAUAACCUGAAUAUGAACGC
Messenger RNA from Myxozyma melibiosi, 995 nucleotides. Its product is annotated as proteasome component PUP2. The transcript has 3 exons. Bases 198 to 950 code for a protein of 250 amino acids. NCBI's taxonomy places the organism in Eukaryota, Fungi, Ascomycota, Lipomycetes, Lipomycetales, Lipomycetaceae. The record is from RefSeq and is a predicted model, not a curated record. Gene Ontology annotation, biological process: proteasome-mediated ubiquitin-dependent protein catabolic process. Gene Ontology annotation, cellular component: proteasome core complex, alpha-subunit complex; proteasome core complex; nucleus.